Colletotrichum godetiae is the source of this 907-nucleotide messenger RNA. Its product is annotated as catabolic 3-dehydroquinase. NCBI's taxonomy places the organism in Eukaryota, Fungi, Ascomycota, Sordariomycetes, Glomerellales, Glomerellaceae. The transcript has 3 exons. The coding region runs from base 1 to 666 and encodes 221 amino acids. The record is from RefSeq and is a predicted model, not a curated record.
AUGACAGACCUACACACCCGCCAGUUCUCCCACGUCGGAGGCACCUCCUCCCAGCUCCUCGACCGCCUCGCUGUCUCUGAGCUCUGCAAAGGCUGGCCAGUCUACCGCGACGCAAGCGAAUGGCUAAACUAUCGCUCCCUCUUCACCAAGGAUGCCUACGUCUGGACCACUUGGAGCGGUGCACAGCCCAUCGACGACUUCAUCCGCAUAUCCAUCGCCGGCAAGUCAUCGGGAGCCUUCAUCAUGCAUCGCGAAUGCGGCACUCUCGUCGAGCUGAACCAGGAGACGAACCGCGCCGCGGGCAAGAUGAAGGCUACCAUCACUCAGCGCUUCGAGCACCCUGACGGUUACGAGUACGACAUCGACUGUGACUGUCGGUUCCUUUUCUUCUACGAGAAGGCGAAGGAAGAAAGUGGUGAUGGGCAAAGGAAUUGGAAAGCUGCGUACGUCAAGCUUGUCUAUGAAAAGGACAAGAUCGUUGCCGUGGACGGUACUAGGGCACCGAUCUUUGCGGAUGAAGUGUUGGCUAGGUAUCCUGCGGGGUACAAGUACCUCGGAGCUGCGCAGAAUACUUUGGGAUACGAGAUUGAUGCCAAGCUUAUGUACCAGAGUAUAGAGAGGUGGUUGGAGGGGAAAGAUGGUCCUGUUGGUCUAUUCGAGACUUGAGGAAUUUCUGGCCACAAGAAGCAAGUAUUAUACUAGCAUCACUCAAACUUGGGUUGAGGCUUGGGGCCAUGUCUUUCAACCUGAAAGAAACCACCAUUGAUAGAACCUACGAGGUAUGAACAGAAUAGCCAAUAGGGAAUAGCCGUCAGAGGAACCAGCUACCGAUAGGGAACAUUCACAUGCCAUGAGCUAACCCAUCAUCUUACAUGAUGAGAUGGAGUGAGGUCGGUGAAGUAGUGCA